Messenger RNA from Arachis stenosperma, 1560 nucleotides. RefSeq lists its product as uncharacterized. Bases 46 to 999 code for a protein of 317 amino acids. The record is from RefSeq and is a predicted model, not a curated record. Lineage: Eukaryota; Viridiplantae; Streptophyta; Magnoliopsida; Fabales; Fabaceae. The transcript has 2 exons.
UGCACCAAAAAUUAAGACACAGUUUUCAAUUGAGAACACAAAGAAAUGAUGAUGAACCAAAAUCAAGCAAUGAUGAGGAAAACAAGAACGUUCCAAUUGCAAAAAGCACCAUCCAAUAUACAAGAGCAUCAAUUCAUGAUGACAUCCCCUAAUGUUAUUGACCAAUAUUCCAAUUUUACCCCCAAGAAAGCAUCACCACCGCCGCCGCCGCCGGUGAAAUUUCCAACAUCACCGGAACAAAUAUUUGGACAAGAAAUAAUACACUUCAGCCAUCCACAACACAGCUUGUCAAUGGUGGAGAUGGGGGAGGUGUUUGUGUGUGUGGGAUGUAAGGAAUAUGGAUGUGGAAAGAGAUUUGUAUGCCAAGAAUGUGAGUUUCAGCUUCAUGAUUUUUGUGCUUUUGCUCCUCCUGCUCUCAAGGCACAUCCCUUGCAUUCUCAGCACUCCAUCUUGUUCCAUUCCAAACCAGCUAAAAGUGGAAAAUCCAAAUGUGAUGUUUGUGGGAAACCAACCAAAGGCUUUGCAUUCAUAUGCACUGCAUGUGGCUAUCAAAUGCAUCCAUGCUGUGCCAUGCUCAACACUGAAAUUGACUACCCACCUCAUCCACACACCCUUAAGAUCCUCCCGGCCGCCGCGACCGCCUCGGCCGCAGACUCCACCGGCUUCAUAUGUGGGGAGUGCAAGAGGAAGAGGUCAGGUAGGGUGUAUAAGUGCACUUCUCCUCAAUGUGAGUACUAUAUCCAUGCUUGGUGUGCUAAGAGCAAGGUUAAUGGGCUCAAGGCCCAUGGUAUAAAGCCCCCAGAAAAGCCCAGCAUGAUUGCUACUGCUGCAAAAGUUGCUUCACAAGUUGUUAUUGAAUUCAUUGGUGGAUUGGUUGAAGGCAUUGGAGAAGGUGUUGGAGAAGUUCUUGUUCAAAACAUUACCAAAGGAAGUGCCAAUGAUCUUUCUCACACUUCCAAUACUAGUAAUACUACUAACACAAGAACUAGGCCUCACUAAUUAAUAAUUAUUAUAUUUGGGUAAAUUAUUUUCAUUUUCCUUAAAAUUGGUCAUAUAUAUUACACCCCACAUUUUCUAAAUACUAAGAUUAUAUAUAUAUGGCACUUGAUUAAUUAGUGUUUUAAUUACCUUUUUUUAUUAAAAUUUGGGAUUAAGAAGAUUGUGAUCAAUAGAUAAAUAUUUGACAAAUUAAAGAUUGUGAUCAUAAAUAAUUAAUAUCACCUAGUUUUUUGGAAAAAUGUCAAUAUGAUUUACCCUAUAUAAUAUUAUAUAUUAUUGUUGUAUGGUGAAUUAGUGUUAGUGGUAAUAUGCUUAAGAUGGCUCCAUUGAAUUAAUUAUCACAAAUUGUUCCAUUAUUGUAUUGGGAAUGAUAAGGAAUUGUAUAUCAUUGAUUUGUGCAAGUAUUUAUACCUUUGCUUUUCUUCUCUUAUGUAUAUUUUAUAUGGGUUGGGGAAGGGAUCUAAAAAAGGUGGCAAGUAAUUGUUCUCCAUUGUGUAAUUUUUGUUUUACUAUUAUUUUUAUUAUUAUGCUGAAGUGUUUGUUAUUAUUAUAUUAUUGUAC